AAAAUGGUUGGAAAAUCUCUGCUCCUAUUGGCCAGUGUGCUGCUCCUGGCUCUUGGUGGUGAUGCCCACCAGGAGCUGGAGAAUCUGCUGCUUAAACAGCAGGCGGACUUGCAGUUGUCCAUCGAUGAGGUGGCGGCCCUGCGUCCGCUCUUUCGGGAGUUCCAGGCCCAGUUCGACUAUCUAUACAGUGUGAAACUCCAGAGCGGCGAUGGAAGUGAUAAGAGUUCGGCAGAGGAGCCUCAGCUGGACAGCAACUACCUGCAGGUCUUCGAGGACUUUCGCAGCAGUUUCGCCAUUUACCUGGACGAGAAGCCUCGAGUGGUGUACGACACCCAACUGCCCACCGUCGAGGAGAUAAUGGGGCAGCCCAGUCCCGAUUUAAAUCCAGAUCAGCGGGCGGAGUUCGAGGAUCUGAGGGACAUAAUUCAGGACGUGAUUGACGAGGCCCAGCUCGGCAUCGAUGACCUCGUGGCUCGAGCUGUCCAGCUGGAAACAAAUCUUCUAAAGCUCAACAAACCAAAGAUCGUGACGGCCGCCAUCGUCGGAUUGGGAUACAUGUGGAACUACUGGGGGCGUGGAAGUCAGGCGGCCUACUGCAGCUACUCGCAGGUUCCGGAGUUCCAGAUAGCCCUGCAGUCCAUCAACGACGGCGUCGAUUGCUACUCCCGCACGAUGGCCCUGAUCCUGCGCAUCCAGAACGAAACGGUGGCCGCCGUGAAGGAGAUCAAGAGCAAUGUCGGCAGCCUGGUGAAGAUCUACAAGAAAAUCGUUGCCAAGCAGACCACUGUGGGAAAGAUCCUCUCAGGCACCAUUAAUGCUCUCAGUGCAAUUCGCCGGGUUCACGACAUAAUCGCCGUGGGGAUCGAUGUCUACGGCAAGAUCAACAACCAGUUGCCCGGGGAGGCAAUCCAGUCCGCGCAGUGCGGUGUGAUCUUCGUCAACAGCAUACCGCAAAUGCUGGAAACGGUACAGAACCUGACCACGUGCAUCACCUACGUGAAUCCGGAGAAGCCGGACUACGAGUUCACCCACCCGGAGGAGGAUCGCUACUGGAACACCGGCGCGGAGCCCCCGGAAAUUCCCCACGAGAACGAAGUGGACGAGGAUGACGACGACGAGGACUACGCGGAGUUGGACGACUACGAGGAUCAUAGAUAAGCGGGUGGAAUUUCCACUGAACGAUUAGCGAAGAAAUCUUAAUAAAAACCAUCCAGAUAAUGCUUUCCUCGGCUACAGUAUAAUACAUCGCUUAAAUUAGCAAUGAUUGUGAUUAAAAUAAAGUUUUAAACGAAA
This is a messenger RNA of Drosophila ficusphila, 1293 nucleotides long. RefSeq lists its product as uncharacterized. The transcript has a single exon. The coding region runs from base 4 to 1158 and encodes 384 amino acids. NCBI's taxonomy places the organism in Eukaryota, Metazoa, Arthropoda, Insecta, Diptera, Drosophilidae. The record is from RefSeq and is a predicted model, not a curated record.